Messenger RNA from Dioscorea cayenensis subsp. rotundata (Guinea yam), 422 nucleotides. Its product is annotated as peptidyl-prolyl cis-trans isomerase FKBP18, chloroplastic-like. Bases 1 to 396 code for a protein of 131 amino acids. Lineage: Eukaryota; Viridiplantae; Streptophyta; Magnoliopsida; Dioscoreales; Dioscoreaceae. Gene Ontology annotation, cellular component: chloroplast thylakoid lumen. Gene Ontology annotation, molecular function: peptidyl-prolyl cis-trans isomerase activity. The transcript has 4 exons. The record is from RefSeq and is a predicted model, not a curated record.
AUGGUCUGGCUAGCCACCGGUCCACCAAAGGUCCAGUCACCUAUCGGCUGGCCUCCGACGACCGGCCAUCGAUCGUCAGACAGACCUCCAGCGACCAGCCACCAGUCCACCGGUGGUCUGCCUUAUGAGUUCACUGUUGGAUCACCUUCGGGCAAAGAAAGGAAGCGAGAAUUUGUAGAUAAUGCAAAUGGGCUUUAUUCAGCUCAAGCUGCACCAAAGCCACCGAAAGCUUUGUACACUAUAACUGAAGGAAUGAAAGUUGGAGGAAAGAGAACUGUGAUUGUUCCUCCGGACUUGGGUUACGGACAAAAUGGCUUGAAUGAAAUUCCACCCGGAGCUCCUUUUGAACUGAAUGUGGAGCUCUUGCAAGUUAUGUCACCAGCAACAGCAAAGUAAAAAGCCUUGUGGUCUUGAUGCUGAAU